Scylla paramamosain (green mud crab) is the source of this 3310-nucleotide messenger RNA. RefSeq lists its product as uncharacterized. Bases 289 to 780 code for a protein of 163 amino acids. NCBI's taxonomy places the organism in Eukaryota, Metazoa, Arthropoda, Malacostraca, Decapoda, Portunidae. The record is from RefSeq and is a predicted model, not a curated record. The transcript has 2 exons.
AUUUGGAGGAGAGAUACAAAGAGUAAGACAGUAAUUCAAUCUUUGAUAUAAGUGUAAUGUGAUCCCGUUGAAAUUGAAGAACCUUGAUGUAAACAAACAAGGUUAGUAAGGGAGGAUGUGUGUGAUUCUGCUCCUGCAUUUUCAAGGAACUUAACGGAUUUUACCAAUAGUAAGAAUCAGGAUGGCUGCAGAUGAGUGCAAGGUGUGCAAGAAAAGUGUGGUGUGCAGUGUGAGGUGUGUGAGUUAUGGUUCCACAUAGCCUGUGUGGAGCUCAAGGCCUCCACCAAGAUGCUGAACCACAAAAACAUUAUGUUUUUCUGUGAUGAAUGUCUGGAGGUUGCGAAAGAGAAGCUAGAGACCAGGAAGGAGGACAUGGUGGCCAAGGAAGUACAGGCGAUGGCAGUAGUGACCAGCAUUAAGGACAGGCAGACGGAGGACAUCAAGGAUGAGGAGACACAGGCUAUGAACCCCCGGCAAGACCUCAAAGACAAGGGCAUACAAGCGGAGGAGAAAGACCAGCGACAACGAAGAGGGCCAACAAUGAAGAGAAUGAUCCAGAGGAUGUCCCUGACCUGCAUUGUUGGGGACAGCAUGGUCAGGAAUGCAGGUUCCCAUCUCAAGACCAAGAUGACCGGAAGCUCACAGGAGUGUCUGAGGGGAGCCAAGAUUCACGAAAUAAGGAAGACAGUGACUAAGAAAACCCAGAAGUUUAAAAAUGGUCUGCUUCUGAACCAGGGUAGCGGUAACGACCUGGAGAGGAUUAGAGCAGAAAAACAGUGAGGGAGGUGGUGGAGGUUGUGAAAGCUGCUGAAGGCAAGAACCUGAGUGUGGUCAUGGUUGGAGUGAUCAGAUGGCCAAGAGAAGGAGUCCAGUACGAGCGAUUUAGAAGAUUGACGAACUGCAAGAUCCAGGAGGAAGUGCUGAGGAUGAAGCUGGACUGGCUUAGGGGCAAGAAAAGCAACGUCAGCUUCAUUGACCUGGACGCUACCUUGAGGGAGGGCAUGGACUUCGUGCUGGACGGGGUGCACCUCAAUGAAGUCAGCAACGAGAGGAUGUGCAGGUGGCUGUGUGAGUGGAUGCAUGCAAGGCCCACUGUGUGUGUGUGGACUCUGCCUGAAUGAGGGAUAAGAGUGCACAGGGGCAAGGAAGAGAAGACAUCAGACAGGCAAGGUCAAGGUGUGGAGGUGCAUGCACAGGCUGUGUGUGUGUCUCAGCCCUGGCUCUGCUGUGUUUUUGCUGGAUAAACCCCGUUCCUUGAGCUCCAAACACAGUUAUUGGCUAUAAACCUCUCUGUGAAUGCAGUAAGUCCAAGUUGAGAGUGUUGUGGAGUGAUAAGGGUUUCGGGCUUAGUAGAUAUAGCCAGUUAUACCUGAAAGUCCAGACUACACCUCCCCCUCGCCAGAUUUUCUAUGCCUGCACAUGCGUACUAGAGCUAAUUGUUACCAAGACAAAGAUAAAACCCAAAGCUAUCUCCUAAAUAUCGAGAUUUAAGAGGGAGUAGUCAGCUACUGCAUGUGCAGUCAUGGCAAAACACCUCUCUGAGCUCAGGAAGAUGCAAUGCAACCAACUUAAGUCAGUGACGGAAGAUGAGGUCAUCGAUAGUAUCCUGUCCUCUCAAGAAGGUGAUGCAUUGCAAACUGUCACUGCAAAACUAGACAUGCUGGUGAACGAUGUGACUGAUCUGAAGAAAGCAAUUGCAACCAAAGACAACUCAACUGUAAAGAAGAUUUCAGAACUCCAGUCACAAGUCAACAAACAAGCUAAGAUAUUAGAGAGGCAGCAACGAUUUCUCGAAAACAUCGAUAGGAAGGAACGAGAAUGCAACCUGGUCAUCACUGGGGUCGCAGACGAAAAUGAAAGCUUGGAGGGCGCUACAUCGGAUGCUGAGAAGAUCAAGAAAAUAUGGGAGAAGGUGGGUGUCGCUACGGAGGUGAGUGCUGCUCGCCGACUUGGUAGUAACGUUUACACCAACACAGAUGGAACACCGCGGCGACGACCAAUACUUCUCACCGUGGCCAGUAGAUACGAAGGGACAUGGUGCUGGAGAAGGCCAAAACACUCAAGUCCUUCAGCGAUGUAUAUAGCAAAAUUUAUAUAAAGAAAGAUGUGCAUCCAAGCAUAAGAAAUGAAUGGAAGCGACUCAGGGACGCUGAAAAAAAAAAAAAAAAAAAAAAAGGAACGUCUGGAGAAUGUCAGCUGUAACGUUCAUCUGAACACUCGUGGGAGAAAAUUGUACAAAGAUGGUAUGGUGAUAGAUAAUUGGUCUCUGCUGUUUUUAGGCCGACCACAACAACAUGUAUGUAGAAUUAAGUUGAUGUCAUGGAACAUGAAUGGGGUAAGGACUAAAUUGGAAAAAGAAUAUGUGCAGGAAUUCCUAAUGAAUUAUGACAUUGUGUGCUUGAAUGAAGUUAAAACUUCUCUACGUGUUUGUCUCCCAGGAUACGUAUCAUUUAUGAGCAACAACAAAAUGUCGCCUCAUUGUGGUGGAACAGUGGUUAUGGUGAGAAAUGAUUUAGCUCAGUUUGCCAUGAAUGUUGACACAAGCACGGUUGACCAGGUGUGGCUUCAGUUUCGUUGUGUGCUGGGAGUUGUGUUCGGCUGCUGCUACGUUCCUCAGAGCGACCCGCCAUAUUUUUCACAUGACUCAUUCGCUUCUAUCCAAGACAAAAUAUUGGCAAAUGAGGAUAAUAACAAACUCGUCAAGAAAAGUAACAUACAAGGAAUUAAAUCCUGACUUAACGGUACACAAUGUAUACACCUGUAGACAUGGAGCUAGAGAAGACCAUAGGAUGUCAUUUAGCCGCUUUUACAUGUCAGCACACUGGCUGGCUGUAAAGGUGGGAAGGUGGAAUAGGCAGGGACGUGGCCGUCUACCGCUGGAGGAGCGGUUAUGUCCCUGCGGAAUGGUGUGGACAGAACGUCAUGUUGUACAAGAGUGUCCCUUGUCACAACAUAUCUGAGACGCAUAUGGCUUAGUUAGACUUAAUAAUUUAUUCUGCAGGACAUAUGAUAACUCAACUGUAUGUUUCAUUGUAAAUUCAGUUUUGAAUUUGUUUUCUCAGAAUCAGCCAUAGUCUCAUCUUAUCCUACCCUAUACACAUGAUAGACCAUAUUGUUUUGUAUCUUUAGUGUAUAUGUUACUAUUGUUCUUUUUUGGUUGAUUAUAUAUUCCCUUACAGUAAUUUUGUUCUUUGGUAACUAAGUUAAACCUUCUGUGAUUUACGUAAUUCAAGAUUAUGAUCUGGGAUGGACCCAAAAUUAUUGUAAUUUUAAGUUAAUGUAAUGUAUGUUGUUGUGGUCAAUAAAACUA